GAUAAGGAGAGUAUUCUUUAACAAAAACACAAAGUUUUAAUGAUUUCUAACAAAUGGUCUCAAGGGUAAUUUUCCCUCCAUUCAAAUAAAACCUGGUCUGACAAACUCAGCAGAGUACUCGGUCUCCCUCUCUGAUCUUCACUGCCUUUCUCACAUGACUUUCUUGCCAUUAACUCCCUUGUACCACUUCACUUUAACCAACCCCCAUUAUUUCUUCCUUUCUUCUAUCUUUCCCUUUUCACUGUAUUUCUUCCUCUAAACUGGAAACCUUAAUUUCAAUAUAUAUAGUCUGGCUCUCCCAACAAUGGAAGCUUUUAGCCUACUCAAAUACUGGAAAUCCACCUCCAAUGGUGGAGAAAAUGGAGUUUCUCCUCAUACAUCACUUACUACUUCAGCACCCACCUCAUCCACCUCCACCAUUGUCACCACCGUAAGCGACGCCCAUGAUUCCGAUACCACCGACGACGACGGUCCUUUCUUUGAUUUGGAAUUUACUGUUCCUACUGAAGAUGAAGAAGAGGAAGAGACGGAUAAUGAUGAAGAAAACAAUGACGAGAAAGAAGCUGAGGAAAUUUAUGAAGAACUGGAAGAAGUAGUGUCAGAGGAGAGAGAAUUGGAAGAUACUAAUCUCAGAUUCUCACCGUCUGAUGACUUGUUUUUUAAAGGAAGAAUUGUGAGUAUCGACGCUUCCGAAGUGUCAUCGGAAAACAAAUCCGUUCAGUUUCCGAUUCCGGUGUCGCUUGUUAAAUCAGCGACUAAAUUUCGUGUGUUUUUAGCUGGAUUAAAACGGUCUAAAUCAAAAUCGAAGCAGCAACAAUGUCUACCAUUACAAAAUCAUAAUCACAAUAACAAAAACAAGUUCCUCGCUGUUAGAUUCAAAAUUGAUGAUGUUCCAGUUUUGUCUCUGCUCACUCGAGCUUCUUCGAACUCCAACAAUUGCGUCUCGAAUGCGUCGGAAGCUUUGAACGAGAAAGAGGACGAGAAGCGACAAAAACAGCCGGAGAAAAGCGACGAAAAAGACGAAGGUGAGAAGAAGAAUACACUAAAAAAGGAAGUGGUGCAGAAAUAUUUGAAAAUGGUGAAGCCAUUGUAUGUUAAAGUGUCGAAAAAAAAUCAAAAAGCGACAGCGGAGAAUGAGAAAGAAAAAAAAGAGAAAAAUAUGAGUCAAAAGCAAAGGUUGAAUUUGAAGGUAAUGGCUAAGAAACAUUUAGGAAAGAGUAAGUCGGCUCUUGUUCAUUCAAUGGUUCAGAGUAAUAAUCAUACUACUACUACUACUACUACUAAUAACAAUAAUAAUAAUAGUGAUAUAACGACGUCGUUUGGUUCUUCUUCUUCUUCAUCUUCAAAGAAGAGAGAUGAUUCUCUUUUUCAACAACAAGAUGGUAUUCAAAGCGCCAUUUUGCACUGUAAACGAUCCUUCAAUUCUUAUUCUUCCAAAGAUUUCUUCAAUGGAGAAGAAGCGAGUUCAGUUUUACUGACUCAGUUAGUAGCUGAGUCGUUGAAUGAGAAGAAGGAAAAGACUAUGGAGGAGCAAAACGGUGUCGUUGAGGCUGUACAAUGAAGAUUAAUAGGGGUAACAUUGUAAAUUUAGUACUAGUAGAAAAUUAGGGUGCACAAAGUAAAAAAAGUAGAAGUAAAAAGUAAAAAAGUGACUGUUGCCUGUAGAAGAAGCAGGGGCAAAAAUGGUGGGUAUCUUUUCUCCAUGGAAAAGGGUAACAAAAAUUAAAAUUAAAAUUAAAAAAAAAAAAAGAAUUUAUGUUAAGUAUGGUCUUGGUUUAAUGUACUUGUAAAAGUUGAAUCUAUUAAAAUAAUUUAGAGGAAGAAGAGUAUGUAGUAAGAGUAGUGAAUUAGUCAAAUAUGGAUUCCAUAUUUCCAUUCCAAGCAUUCCACUUUAAUUUUGGUGGUUGUAGUGAUUAGUCAUUAGUCUAUGAUAUUGAUAUGUAUGGAUCAUAAGAAUGGUUAAAGUUGUAAUGUGAUAUAUGAACAUCAAAAUUGUUUUGUUAUGUGCAUGUAAAUUGAUUGUUAUUUUGAGGAGAAGGUGGGACUGGAAUGGUGGAUGAUUGCAUUUGCAACUGAAGUUUGCAUCUCUAAUAUCCUCAUUAAUCUUCUUACAAAUUUAUUUUAAUUUUUAGUUCUAUUUUGAUGAAAUGUGUUAAUGUCAAUGUAAUUGA
Messenger RNA from Amaranthus tricolor (Joseph's coat), 2171 nucleotides. RefSeq names its product probable membrane-associated kinase regulator 2. The transcript has 2 exons. The record is from RefSeq and is a predicted model, not a curated record. Gene Ontology annotation, cellular component: plasma membrane. The coding region runs from base 305 to 1561 and encodes 418 amino acids. NCBI's taxonomy places the organism in Eukaryota, Viridiplantae, Streptophyta, Magnoliopsida, Caryophyllales, Amaranthaceae.